Messenger RNA from Cuscuta epithymum, 2188 nucleotides. NCBI's taxonomy places the organism in Eukaryota, Viridiplantae, Streptophyta, Magnoliopsida, Solanales, Convolvulaceae. The record is from the annotation of a GenBank genome assembly.
AUCUAGUGAAAAACACUUUUAAAAGAAUUUUUGUUUAACUGAAUGUACUUAGCAACAAGUGGUGCGUCUGGCAAAUAGUAACCCAUGGUUACAAACUUACAAUGAAGCAUUCUAACCUACCCUAUUCAUCGACUCUUACUUGUGCAUUCUCCAUUCGCAUUCGCCCUCAAUUAAUCGUAGUGCCCUCGUUGGUCUGAUAUCACCAGGUCCAGCAUAAGUUCAGUUGAGUAGAAGCACUUUCGCCACCGUCAUAGAGUACCCAUCUCUGUUUAAUCCCUAGAGUAGCUAUCUUUGUCUCCUUGAUGUAGAGUUAAUGGAUUAAAUUCGCUUUUUAAAUGCUUGAAUAGAAAUUCAGGGUUUGCAAAUUUUGAAUGCUACAAAACUGUAUGCCCUAAUAUGUACACUAAAGUUUCAAUGUUUAAACAGUAGAGGAUUCGUGAUCUGUUUUUUAACCAUAGAGUAACUCUCUUUUUCUUUUUUAUGUUUGCAAAUUUUGAAUGCUAUGAAAUUGUAUUUCCUAAAGUUUCAAUAUAUAAAUAGUAGGAUUUGAUAUCCGGAUUCAUGAUCUGUUCGUAUCUCUUCUUGAUACCACUCAUAAUCUGCUUGAGAUUUAGACAUACCCGAAUUCACCCAUUUGAGGUUAUCUCUAACCUAGUUUUUCCUAUAAUUUGCUUCUAUUAGUGCUGCUUAUAUCAUGGUGAGCAGGAGGGAUAGACUCAGUGAACUUCCGGCCGAUUUACUUGACAAGAUAUUGGGAUGUAUGCCCAUUUCGGAUGCUGCUAGAUUGGCCGUUUUGUCUUCUUUCUGGAGAGAUGCAUGGUUCAGUCUUACAACUCUCGACUUUGAUGAUGACUUCUUUUGUCACAUAAGAGACAAGUAUGAUUGGUUCUAUGCUUGUAGUGAUGAAAGGACCCAUAAACUAAUAUAUGACAAUGAUAAAAUUGAUAUCUCGGUCUCUAUGAGUUUGAAUGUAAUCAACAAAGUUCUAAUUCAGCACAAUGGACCUAUUCACAAAUUUUGCUUUGCAUUUGGGGAUGACGGGAUAGGAUCACUUAAGUCACGAGUACUAGAUAUUUAUCAAUGGCUCACUUUUGUCACACAAAAAGGUGUUGAAGAAAUUCACCUUAGGUUUGAGAGACAAGAUGGAUUCUUACUGCCAAACUGCAUCUUUUCCUGCCCAACACUCAGGAGUUUGCGUCUCUGUGGGUCGACUUAUGACACAGUAGAUGCACCUCGAAACUUACCAAAUUUCACUUCACUUUAUUUUGAAUAUGUUAGCUUUGAGCCUAGUGGUCAUGCAAUUAAUGCUCCUAUGCUUGAGAAUCUCACAUUUUUUGCAUGUGAUGAAUCCAUGUUCCAUUUUAAUAUUACUGCCCCAAAACUUGGUAUGUUAACAAUUCAAGCUUGUUCUUAUCGCCAACGUAAUGGUUAUCUUCCAAUUAACUACGCAAGUUGGGAAGCUGUUUGUACUCUUGUUCUAGAUGGAUACUCGAUCAAGAAAUUUUUUGAGCCUUUUACUACAAGGGGACUGCCACUGCAACCACCCCUACGACUAAAUGUGGAAUACUUGUUGUUGCGUGAUGACCCACUAGAGUGUGACCUUUAUGGGAAUUACAAAGUACAGGGUGAUAUUUCUCGUACAUUCAUUCAUUUGCUGCGUUUAUGCCCAAAUUUGCGCAAACUUCAUAUGGAUGUAUCGAUUAUUGAAAUGUUAGGGGAUUGUUUAGGGAAAAACUCAAAACUUUCAGAGUAUUUAUGCAGUGUGGCUGUAAGACUUUACUUUCUUGAUGCUAUGAUCUUGGGUGACGUCUCAUACACAAGCUGUAGUGAGACUUGGCUGUCUGGGAUCAAGGUGUUUCUUGCAUGCUUCCCACGACUUCAGAAGUUUGUCAUUGGAAAACACUUCAAUCUCCAAACUACUAAGAAAAUUUUGCUUUUUCCUCGUGCCUCCGCAAAAGUCAAAAUAGUUUUCAUUUAAGAACUGUAUUGUAUUCGAAUGAAUUGAAUGUAUGUAUUGAUAUUUGUACUUCAUGGGUUCAAGAAUGUACAUUUGUGUUGUUUGAGAACUCUUCUUGCCAGAGAUUUGAGACAUACUUAGCCAAGUUCAUUCAUUCUUUGGAAUUUGGGGUUAUGCCUAACCUUCUUUUUCUUGUUAUUGCAUCAGUACAGGAUUUUGGAAUGCUUUCAC